CACAAAGUGUUUAUUAAAUUUUCUGACUACAGUCUACACACACUACACACAGCAGAUAACGCUACUUCGCGUAUUCACGGUCCACCAGGAUUGUUACUAUAUUAGAGCGUCAAUACAAUACACGGACUGGUUAAACAAAUCUCCACGACCUUCACCUUUCACCUUUGACAUCAAGUAUGGCCGUCAUCUAAAGAGAGAGCUAUUCUAAUUAUUUGAUCAACAAGGACGUCGUGUUCGCUUGUUUCUCGAAAGUAAAAUGACUUGAAUUUCUACAGAAGAGGGGAAAGGAAUUGGGUAAAAUGAACGGCGAAAUGUCUAGGCAUAUUGUGGAGGAUUACGUUAGCUAUAGACUGAGUAAAAAUGGUUAUCGCUGGAUUAAUGGACCCGUGAUCGAGGGUGGUCCGAGCAAAAUAUGUUCAACUAUGAGAAGCCUUGGAGAUGAAUUUGAAGAUCGUUAUAGAAAUCAAUUUGAUGACAUGGUGAACCAACUAGAUAUUACUCCUGAUAUUGCUUAUCAAACGUUUAAAGCUGUUGUCAAUGAAUUAUUUAUCGAUGGCGUCAACUGGGGUAGGAUUGUGGCUUUGUUUGCAUUCGGUGGCUCUAUUUGUGUCCAGUGUGUUGAAAAAAAUAUGCCGCGCGUAGUGGACAAUAUCGUAGACUGGGUAGCAACAUAUUGUGAUAAUGAUUUGCGACAAUGGAUUAAUAGCCAUAAUUCAUGGCAAGGGUUUGUCGCCUUUUAUGAAAAGGAGCCGGCUAGAAGGAAUGAAAAUCCAUGGUCAUCGUUUCGGAAAAUAUGCGGGUAUGCUGCAGGAGCACUCGGUGUAUUAACAUUGGGAGCCAUUUUAACCCAGAAAUCGUGAAAAUGGUGCUCUAGUUACCAAAGAUUCCGGGGACCAGUAAAAUAGAGGAUUAUCUUCUACAAUGUCCAGAAAAGUAUUUUUUUCUGUCUAAGAUGUAAUUUUAACGAGGUGUGUUUGAAAUAACAGGAAUACAACUUUAUAGUUUUCAAGGUUGUUUUAUUGCACCCAGUGAUAUCUGUCUUCAAGUUUAAUCCACUUUCCUUUUCUAAAUAUUUAUUUAUAAAAUAAAUGUAUUAAAUAGCCUGGUAUUAUUUCGUCUGUGUAUAACUAUUUAAGUUUUAAGAUAUAUAGUUGAAAGACCGAGCGAAUAUCAUCAAUCAUUUAUUUGAUUUAAGUUGAUCUGUUAGUUUUUAAGUAUACCGGCUAGUGUGGGUGUGUGUUCAUUAAUUCAUUACAAGAUGAAAAAGAGUGAUUUAUCUCUUCAGUGAUCUGUAUUGGGUGAAAUAUGUCAGAUCAACCUGACUUAACUGUGUGCUUAUUUAUUCUGUUAUUCUUUACAUGGAAAGUGUCUAGAUAUUGUAAUUCCUUCUAUCGUGAGUCAUUUGUUACUGUUUUAAUGUUGAUAUAUCCUUGUAUAUUGUUAUAGCGCACAGUGAUAAUCGUGUUACUCCACUUUCCCUUUUAAAAUGCGUAAUUAUAAAACCUAUUUAAUAGUCUGGAAUUAUUGCAAUUAUCCCCGCCUUUAGGGGAAAGCAGGGGACUACGACCCGCCUGUCUGUCUGUUAAACCUUUUGGGGCACAAUACCCCGGGUUCUAAUUGAGAUAGAUUGUUCAAACUUGGUGUAAAUGGUUUUUUUUAGUUGAAUGUAUUACGUGGUGUCGAUGAUAAGCAUGUUUUGCUAGAGCUAAACAGAUAUAUGAAAUCUGAUUUGUCGGUUUUUGGUAUCUAGCUUCUUUACAUCAGUACUUUGAAUAAAUUCGAUACUGAACAUUUUCUGACAAGGUUAAGCAUGUUGAUAUUUAAUUUGAUUGUUGGAGACUUUACAACAGGAUGACUUUAAGAUUAAUUAAGUGUGAAACUUGUAUAUUUUUAUUUUACCAAUGCCUUGCCUACUUUCGAUGAUACGGAUGUUUUGUUUAGGCUAAACAGAGAUCGCAAAUUUGGUUGACCAAGAUUUGGAACACAUUAACCCUGCUGGUAAAAUGUUCAUUAGAUAAAGUUCCGAUUGAGUUAGAAUGAUGGAACUCGGUGUAUAGUUUCAUUAUACCAAAUUCCUUGACUUAUUUUAACAAUGAGUGAUAAGUAAUUUGAUUGUGAGAUGCUUUGUGGAUAGAUAUGUAAGUACUUCUAUUUAUUUUGAGAUUUAGGUGGGGUAGACCAGCGUUACUGAUGGCUUGUUUAAUUUUUAAGAGAAAUCUAUGAAAAGACCAGCGAAUAUCAUUGAUUUCACAGUUUGAUUUAAUCAGGUUUUAACUGUGCUAGCUUAUCAGAUCAAUAAUUUGUAAUAGAAGUAUUGAAAUGGAUCAGUUCACGUCGACCUGACUUAUCUGUGUAUAUAUCCAUACUAUGGUGCAUAAUAAAUUCCCAUUGUAUUACCUCUGUCAGUCAUUUGUUAUUACCUUGAUGUUUGAUAUAACCGGGUUUAUUGUUAUGGCAGGAGGGUUGGGUGGCUGAAUGGUUAGCGUGCGCGCGCUGUAUCAUAAAGUAUGUCAUUGAGUCGACUGGCGUGGUUUCGAAUCUCCGGUUGUACGUGACAAGGAGUAGGGUCGCCUGUCCAACCUCGUGGGUUUUCUCCGGGUCCUCCGGUUUCCUCCCACUGCUAAAGACCUCUAUGCGCAAGCGAAUUGUUGAAAUAAAAUUAAACCACAUGUUAGUCCCGAAAUGACCUAGUUGUGUCGAGUGUACGUUAAACCCCAUUUCUCUCUCUCUCUUAUUGUUAUGGCAACCCGGAAAGACAUAAAAUUAAAUGCCAGACAUCCUUGUGCUAAAACAGAUGAGUAUAUUGACCUAUACUAACUUUAAAAUAAAGCUGCCAGUUUUAGCCAGUUCUAUUCUAGAAAACAAAACAGUCGUAGCUUAGAUUUAGAGUAUUCGAAUCGAAGCUUCUUACAACUCGUUUACGUUUUAAAAAAAGGGAGGGCGAUAUAGAACUGGAUAUAGAUUCAGGAUUUAACCAAACAGAACAUGUUUCAGUUGAAACUUUGGCAGCCGGGCCAUUUUGUCAUACUAAUUGAAUCACCAAGCAAAUUCCUUUGCUGGACAUUACGUCAUUUUGACAUACGUGGCAUAUUUUAUGACGACAUACGUCUAUAUAUAAUAUAGUAUAUUAUUUUACAUAUCAUUAUCAUUGCGUUAUAUAUAUAUAUAUAAUUUAAUAGAAAUUAAUAUGUUUAGAUGUACAUUUCAUUAAUUUUUUUGUUGUUGAGUAAUGGUUAAAGAAUGAAGGGUUGUUGCCGAAUAUUUUUGAAAAACUAUAGUAAUUCAUAGUUUUAAAUCAUAGAUCACUGUUUUUAGUAUUUUGAUAAAUACAGUACAGGCUUAAUUUUGGCCAUAGUAUGUUUACUACCAAUAUAUACACAAUAUAUGAAACGAACACUGUUUAAAUAGAUAAUUUAGGGUACUUUGAUUUAGUAUUUACAAACUUUUUACUUUAUCUCUGGAGAUCCACCAGUUGGCGGACACCACAUUUAUGUAGUCACUAAAGCCCCCGCUUUAAACCUACCCGGAUUCUGCGGUAUUUAUUUAUUUGCCAUUUCGGUCACCUUUCCAGAAAUACGAAACUUCGGCAAACUCCUGCAAGUGAUUGUUAAAUAUUGAGUUAUUUGUUAAUUAGGAGUGAUUUGUUGUAAAAUUUGUGUAUUAAUAUUAAUUGUUUGCUAGGCUGAUAUACAUUUAUUAUUGUUUGUACAUUUGUAUAUUUUGUAUAGUAUUUUAUUAUAUUAUUAUAAACUAGGUAGGCAAAACAUAUACCAAUUUGAGAAAUAUGCAAAGUCUACGUACAUACAACCCAUCUUUUUGGCUAAUGUUAAUUUGUUAUAGACGUUGAAUGCUAGACAACCAUCUUCAGCCAAGGUCAACAAAAAGGGCACUUUUUAAACAGUUGAUUUAAAGGAAUAAUUACUCGGAUGUAUAUACAUAGAUUCCUCAAAAUGGUAUAGUUGUCCUUUAACUAACUUAAUCCUACUGUCUCGCCAGCUACUAUUUAUUAUCAGGGGUCUGUAGUCAGACAAAUCCUUGCUUUAUGAUCAUCGUAAGUUUAAGGUCCAGCCUUAUGAUUCGAUAUCAUGGAACCAAUACUUUUCUGGCAACAGGCCCUCUUUUUAUUAUAUUCAGAUUGUAAAUAUUACAAAAUCCUUGUUAAUUUAUACACGCUUUAUACACCCCAUGUUAAACAAAAGCAGCUUUAGGUCUAGUCUUUCUGUAUAGCAAUUUAUUUACAUUCAAGACGAAAUUCGGUCUAAAAAUGCGUUUAAAAAAUAUCUGAUGUUGUGAAUGAUUGAAACAUAUAAUAUAUUUUACGAAAUAGUCGAACUGUGCUUUAAGUAUGCUCCAUGAGGUGGUUUUUGUUUGUACAAAUCAGGCAACAACAGAAAGUUGUUUUCGUUUGGUUGUAAUUUUACAGUGCCCGGGAGUAAACCUGAUGACGUCACGGUAGGAGUCCCAAUUUGUUAAUUGUAUUUCCGGUUGGACCUAUGAGACUAGCUGAUAAUUUAUAAGGUAUGAAGAACCUGCAUUUGCGGGUUAUUUAAGAAUAAAGAUUGUAUCUGUAUUAUGUUAAAAUAUUUAUGCUUUCACAAACUUAAUCCUUAUGCAUACAUGUACACCAAACUGUUACCAUGUAAUCCUUAGUGAUAAAAUGAACUUUGUAGCUCCUUCAACCAAAUUUUAAAAUAUUUAUGUUGUUGAUAAGAUAAAUAAUAAUGAUUUGAAAUUAACACUUCCACUAUUCGAAUCUUAUUCACAACGCCAACUGUAACGCGGUUCUGUUUAAAGGUGAACUCUAGUCGUUGCCAUAUAUUUGCAUUUUGUUCAUUAUCCAGAUAUUUUUAGAAAUGCACAACAAAUUAAGAUAUGAGUGUGGAAACUUAUGAGGGAAACUGUCAGCCUGUUUUUCGUUUCGACGACUUGCUUAUUCCUUUGUGACACAUUCGUAUUUACAGUGCACAGAUAGUAGCCAUUAUAACGCGUGAUGUGGGUUUUGUUUACAAACAGACACUGGCAGUUACCUUUAUAUUCUCUCAGUCUUGUUUAAAUUAACACCACGGCUGGUAUUUUAAAGUCAAUUUGGCAUUGUGUGUUUUUCAAUAUUAGGCAAUAUACAUUUUAAUGGCUGCAGUUCCACUUUAAUCACUUUCCCAUUGACAGUGUACCUAAUUAUGGAAGAUAUUCUUACAAAGUGUUAAUUUUUAAACUAUUGUCUUACAUUGUUCUGUUGUAAAUCACUAGUGCGAUCAUUUAGUAACUAUUUGCACUAAUAUUGUUUUUAGCUAUAGGUUUCCUUGAAAUAAACUUGAAAAUUGUUA
Molecule: messenger RNA, 5324 nt
Organism: Patella vulgata (common limpet)
Lineage: Eukaryota; Metazoa; Mollusca; Gastropoda; Patellidae
Product: bcl-2-like protein 1
Exons: 2
Coding region: 300-860 (186 amino acids)
Biological process (GO): intrinsic apoptotic signaling pathway in response to DNA damage; extrinsic apoptotic signaling pathway in absence of ligand; negative regulation of intrinsic apoptotic signaling pathway
Cellular component (GO): mitochondrial outer membrane
Molecular function (GO): protein heterodimerization activity; protein homodimerization activity
Source: RefSeq, a predicted model, not a curated record